AUGUCAGAGGAAAUCAAAAACCAAGGCGAUUUAGCAUCAACUACUGUACAAAAUGCCAGUAAUUCCGCUGGUGCCACUACUGGUACUGCUGAUGCCGCUGCUGCUGCCGCUGCUGCUGCCGCUACUGCUACUGCUACUACAACUCUGACUAAAGAUCAUACCAAAAAUAUUGAUGAAGGUUCCGCUGUCAAGACUCAAGACAGAUCAGACGAAAAAACCAAAGCUUCUUCUGGUGGAGAUGAUGUUGAUGAUUUAGAUGACUUGUUGGAUGACUUUGCUGACGAUGUCCUCAGCAAACCGCCAGGAUCUACUCUUGAUAAUCAAUCACAAACUGGCUCUAUUACUAAAAAGGAAGGCAAAGGUGCCUCCUCCUCGACUGACCCAGUCAAUGAAGAUUUUCAAAACUCUGUUGCCGAGUUGAUCAAGGAUAUGAAAAUUGAAGAUCCAGAAACCCAAAAACAAUUUGAAACUUUGGUCCAACAGUUUGAAACAAAUCAUAGAUCAGAAGCUGAAUCCGGUGCACAACAAACGGCCAACUUUGAUUUCGUCAUGAAGGAAACUAUGGAGAGGUUGCGUAAAUCAGGCGAAGAUAUUGAUUCUAAGAUUAAAAAUGAUUCUUCAGGUACCAACCCUGAAGACAUAUUGACUCAAUUACUUGCAGGAAUGAAUGAAAGCGGAUUAGGUGGUGGAGAUAUGGAUAUGAGUAAAUUGUUGAUAGAUAUGUUGGAACAAUUGAGUUCUAAAGAGGUAUUGUAUGAACCAAUUAAAGAUUUAAACAACAAAUUCCCACAAUAUUUAGAAGACAACAAGGAUAAAUUGGAUCAAGAACAAUACGCAAACUAUACCAAACAGUAUGACAUAACUAAUGACAUCUUGAAAGUAUUUGAAAGUGACAGUUAUAACGACUCAAACAAAGCACAACGAGAUCAAAUUAAUGCUAUGUUGGAAAGUUUACAGGAGUUGGGUCAACCUCCAACAGAAUUGGUAGGUGACACUGGGGAUUUCUUACCUGGUUUUGGUGGAGCUGGUAAAGAUGGUCUUGAUGGUCUUGACUUCGACGGUAAAGAUUUGCCACCAGAUUUAGAAAAGAAUUUACAAGAAGGGUGUCAACAACAAUGA
Molecule: messenger RNA, 1119 nt
Organism: Lodderomyces orthopsilosis Co 90-125
Lineage: Eukaryota; Fungi; Ascomycota; Pichiomycetes; Serinales; Debaryomycetaceae
Gene: PEX19
Product: Pex19p
Exons: 1
Coding region: 1-1119 (372 amino acids)
Biological process (GO): protein import into peroxisome membrane
Cellular component (GO): peroxisome; peroxisomal membrane
Source: RefSeq, a predicted model, not a curated record